Molecule: messenger RNA, 1265 nt
Organism: Dendronephthya gigantea
Lineage: Eukaryota; Metazoa; Cnidaria; Anthozoa; Malacalcyonacea; Nephtheidae
Product: coiled-coil domain-containing protein 92-like
Exons: 3
Coding region: 145-1149 (334 amino acids)
Source: RefSeq, a predicted model, not a curated record
UUCUGAUCCUCGUAGCAACCGGCAAUAUUUGCAAUUUUCUCAUGGAUAUUUUGUACAAUUUUUGACAUAUUUUGUACGAUUUCGAUCCGAUUUCUCGUCGAAUACGCCGCACGAAUUUGGUCUUUCUUGUCGAGUGGUUAUAUCAUGUCAAAUCAAAGAGUUCAGCUUCAAAAUGCCGAAAGUUCCGUGUUGUUUUUGCAAAAACAACAUGCGAAAACCUUGGAAGGUUUAUACUCGGAGAUCAGCAAACUUCAGAAGAAAUGUGGAGAGCUGACGUUUCAAAUGGCAAUGAACUCGACUACACUUACUUCGGAGGAAGAAAGUUUUCGAGAUAGAAGUCUCAAAGUGGAGAAAGAGCUGGAGAGAAAAUCAGAAGAAAUUGCAGAAUUAAACAAACGACUUGAGGGCAAGACCAAGCACAAUGCCUUGUUAGAAAAGAACUUCAGGCAAAUGCAGGAAAUGUUUGAUGAAUCAAUAAGGACUAAGGAUAGGCAAAUCGCUGCGCUCACUUCUGAACUUGAUUCAAACGCAGGCAACACUGCUUAUCUUGCUAAACAGUUACAUGACUCAAAAGUUGCUUAUGCUGAACUUAGUGACAGGAUCAAUAUGAACUUUGCUGAGAGACCUAUAAUUUCUCCUGCCCCUCCUGGAGAAAAAGCACCGACGGGAAAUCGACGAAGAUACAUCAGAAAAGUUAUUGCAUCAAAUGGGAACGUCAACAUCGAAUCGGUGGAUAGCUUGAAUCCAACUACACAAAAAAUGCUUCUUAAUGUCAAGACUGCAAAAAGUAACGAAAACUUUCCCACACGUUCCAUUAGGAGAUCCCCUACUGUCCCCACAACAAAUCGGCAAGGGGCAAGGUCUUUCAAUGAAAUGCCUGUUAAUCAAUCCAGAAAUGUUCCUGAAGAUUACACAGAUUUUUUGAAAACUGGUUCCAAACCAGAACCAAAACUUGUUUACAAACCAGUUCCUAACCCAUUGCCUCCUAUUGUGAAUGGUGUGGAAGAAAAUGGAGUGCAGGUCCCUUACAAGGUUCAUCGGUCUAGGGGUCAGGAACCGGGAAUUGUUGAUGAGAUCAUUGUCUCACCUCUGAAUUCACCAGACAAGAGUUGGCACCAGGGGUCAAACCAAUAUGAUCCUGUUUCUUAAAAGCUCCAUGAGCUUACAACGCAUGUGUGGCACAAACACAAAAGAUUUUGACAUUUUAAGUAUAGUUCACUGAUAUUUGUGAAGAAAAAGUAUUUUAUACAAAAAUGUGUGCAAAA